Molecule: messenger RNA, 2055 nt
Organism: Emericellopsis atlantica
Lineage: Eukaryota; Fungi; Ascomycota; Sordariomycetes; Hypocreales; Bionectriaceae
Product: SWIRM domain-containing protein
Exons: 3
Coding region: 1-2055 (684 amino acids)
Biological process (GO): positive regulation of DNA-templated transcription
Cellular component (GO): SWI/SNF complex
Molecular function (GO): histone binding; DNA binding
Source: RefSeq, a predicted model, not a curated record
AUGGACGACUCUGCGAACUACGGCUCGCCUGGCAACGGGUCACCGGGUGACAACGACAUCCUCGCACAGCCUCCUUUGGACGACAGCAACGGUGAUGAUGUCCAAAUGUCUGACAAUGCUGCGACGGGGACACCCAUCAAGCAAGACAACAGCACGCCCGCGCCAGGCGCCGCUUCAGACAACCCUCUCGAUGCCCCCAACGCGCCCCAAGCCGAAACGACGCAAACGGGGGAUGAAGACAUGGGCGAUGCCCCAGGGGACGCAAAGAACGACGCGGCCACCGGUACGGUGCAGGAGACCAAGACGAAGGAAAGCAUCACGUCCGCCGCGCGUGAUCAUCUCAUCAGCCAGACGCACGCCAUCGUCCUGCCCAGUUACAGCACCUGGUUCGACAUGAAUGCGAUUCACGAGAUUGAGCGCAAAGCCAUGGCCGAGUUCUUCAACCAGCGGAAUCGCAGCAAGACCCCCGCCAUCUACAAGGACUACAGGGAUUUCAUGAUCAACACGUACCGCCUUAACCCGGUUGAGUAUCUGACCGUCACGGCUUGCCGCAGGAACCUGGCGGGCGACGUCUGCGCCAUUAUGCGCGUGCACGCUUUCCUCGAGCAAUGGGGACUGAUCAACUACCAGGUCGAUGCCGAGCAACGCCCUUCCCACGUCGGGCCUCCCUUUACCGGCCACUUCAAGAUCAUCUGUGAUACCCCUCGCGGUCUUCAGCCGUGGCAGCCUGCCGCUGACCCCACCCUCUUGGAGGGUAAGAAGAAUCAGGACACCGACAACAAGGCUGCCGCAUCGACGGCGAACAAGGGUGACCUGAACCUGGAAAUCGGGCGCAACAUCUACGAAGCCAGCGCAAAGGGAACGCCCAUCAGCAAGACAGAGAACAAGACCAAUGGAGACGCCUCGGCCGUUAACGGCGUGUCGGGAGGCGAGCCGGGCACCAAGACGCCUAUUGCCGCAGUGCACUGCCACAUGUGCAGCGUGGACUGCACGCGUGUUUACUAUCACAACGGCGCGCAGCAGGGCGAGACAGCCUCCAAGACGAGGUACGAUGUCUGCCCCAGCUGCUUUGUGGAGGGUCGCCUGCCAUCCAACCACACAUCUCAGAUGUACACAAAGGAGGAGAACCCUCAGUACACCGCAGUCCUCGACCGCGACGCUCCUUGGACUGACGCCGAGAUCCUGCGUCUUUUGGAGGGUCUCGAGAGGUUCGACGAGGACUGGAGCGAGAUUGCCGACCAUGUUGGCACCCGAACGCGCGAAGAGUGCGUCCUCCAAUUCUUGCAGCUGGACAUUGAGGAGAAGUACCUGGAUUCCGAGGUGCCCCUCAACCCUCCCACUGGACUGGCCAUGCUGGGCAGCCAACACGGCCAGCUGCCCUUCAGCCAGGCUGACAACCCCGUCAUGUCUGUGGUUGGGUUCCUGGCGAGUCUCGCCGACCCUGCCAGCACAGCGGCGGCGGCGAACAAGUCGGCUGCCGAGCUCAAGCGCCAGUUGCGAAAGCAGCUCGAGAACGUCCCCACCGCCGACAGCGACGACAAAGUGGCGGAAAAGAAAAAGGAAAAGGAGAAGGACGAGUCGAUGGACAUUGACGUGCGGCAAGAGACCACCACCACGACAACGACGACAACGACCAAGACAACAAGCCUGGCCUCUGUUCCUCUAGCCUCCAUGGGCGCCCGCGCGGCUGGGUUCGCCUCGCACGAAGAGCGCGAGAUGACACGCCUAGUAUCUGCCGCUGCCAACGUGACGCUGCAGAAGCUGGAGCUGAAGCUCAAGUACUUCAACGAGAUGGAGUCGAUCAUGCGCGCCGAGCGCCGCGACCUGGAGCGCGGCAGACAACAACUGUUCCUGGACAGGCUCGCGUUCAAGCGUCGCGUGCGCACGGUGCAGGAUGGUCUCAAGGCGGCCGCGGCCACCGGCGGUGAUCAGGGCCUGCGCAUGGCGAACGAGGCGAUGACGGAGGGCGAGCGACUGAGCUUCCAGCCGGUAGCUGAUGCGAAUGGGAUCCAGCCCCCGAGCAGUGACGGCCAGACCAAGAGCUUUGAGCUAUGA